Sinocyclocheilus anshuiensis is the source of this 2160-nucleotide messenger RNA. It is a transcript of the gene wwtr1, whose product is annotated as WW domain containing transcription regulator 1. Gene Ontology annotation, biological process: hippo signaling; positive regulation of transcription by RNA polymerase II. The record is from RefSeq and is a predicted model, not a curated record. Gene Ontology annotation, molecular function: protein binding; transcription coactivator activity. NCBI's taxonomy places the organism in Eukaryota, Metazoa, Chordata, Actinopteri, Cypriniformes, Cyprinidae. Gene Ontology annotation, cellular component: cytoplasm; nucleus. The transcript is spliced from 6 exons. Bases 341 to 1525 code for a protein of 394 amino acids.
UCGAGACGCAGAGAGAGAAAAGCUCGAGUUUACAAACUUUCCAUCGGGACAGAAACUCCGUCAGUCAGUGGAGCUCUGAAAACGCUCAGUGUGGGACAACAUGACAUACACCUUUUUGUUUUAGCUUUAUGACAACUUUUUAAAGACUUUGCAAGACUUUUCAAGUAGGCCGUGACUACUUUUACCAACGAAAGAAAAAAAAAAAAAAGAAAGAAAGAAAAGGAACAAAAAAAAAUACAGGCCUAACCAAAGAGGUUCCUACAACUUCCAGGAUUUUUUCCUCAGGAUCCUAGUAUUUUAAUACGAUUUUCGGGGUUUGCUUGUUUUUAUAUCUAACAAAAUGAGCAGUAACCCUCUCCAGCCGUUACCGGGCCAGCAGGGGAUCCAUGUCGCCAAAGACCUUGACACGGAUCUGGAGGCUCUGUUUAACUCCGUCAUGAACCCGAAGCCCAGCUCCUGGAGGAACAAGCAUCUGCCCGAGUCGUUUUUCAAGGAGCCGGACUCGGGCGCUCACUCUCGGCAGUCCAGCACGGACUCCGGCAGCCUCCCGCCGCGCUGCCCGGCGGUGCACGUCCGCUCGCACUCCUCCCCGGCGUCCCUGCAGCUGCCCGCGGCGCUGGGCGCUCCGAGCCCCGGGAGACACCACUCUCACAUCCGGCACCAGUCCUUCGAUGUGGCCGAGGAGCUGCCGCUGCCGCUGCCGCCGGGCUGGGAGAUGGCGUACACCCCCAGCGGGCAGAAGUACUUUCUCAAUCACGUUGAGAAGAUCACCACAUGGCAUGACCCCAGGAAGACCAUGACGCCCUCGGUGACCCAGAUGGGUCUGCACAAUCAAGCCUCCAACAACGGCAACAUACAGCAGCGCUCCAUGGCCCUCUCUCAACCCAACCUCGUGCUGAACCAGCAGGCCCAUCAGCAGCACCUCCAGCAGCAGCAGCAGCAGCCGCAGGUUCAGGUCCAGGGCUCCCAGCAGCAGAGCUCUCAGCCCAUGAUGAACAUGAGCGGCCCCAUGAGCGCCCAGCAGCACCAGCAGAAGAUGAGGCUCCAGCGCAUCCAGAUGGAGCGAGAACGCAUCCAGAGGAGACAGGAGGAGCUCUUGAGACAGGAGGUGGCGCUCCGGCAGCUGCCCAUGGACUCUGAUAAUAUGGCACCGGUGGCACCAAACAUCAGCUCUCCACCAAUGACGCAGGGCAACAUGCCCAACAACAGCUCAGACCCCUUCCUCAACAGUGGGCCGUAUCACUCGCGGGAGCAGAGCACAGACAGCGGGCUGGGACUGGGCUGCUACAGCAUCCCCACCACUCCUGAGGACUUCCUCAACAGCAUGGAGGAGAUGGACACAGGUGAGAGCAUGGUGGCGGUCAGUAUGAGCGUCCCGCCGCAGAGCCGUUUCCCAGACUUCCUGGACUCCAUGCCUGGCACAAACGUGGACCUGGGCACCCUGGAGGGAGCCGACCUCAUGCCCAUCCUCAACGACGUGGAGUCGGUCCUGAACAAGAGCGAGCCCUUCCUGACCUGGCUCUAGACUCACUCACACGACACUAAAGACUCUUUUAUAUAAAUAUAUAUAUUAUAUUAUAUAUUCAAUGAGCCUCUUCCUCUAGUUUCACGUUUUUUUAGGAGUCAGAUUCGUUCCCUCACAUCACAAUGAGUCGAAGAACAAUACCAAAGUGUUUAGCCUGCGAACAAAUAAGCGAGCACGCGUCAAUCAAAGACAAGCGUGUUUGUUGAGUAACUGAUGUUGGGUGGAUUUGAUUCUGUCUGUGUUUGUGUUCAGAAUGAUCGCAGAAACUCCUGAAUAGUGUCUGAUCAUGUUUAACAGGCGCGCCUGUGUGUUAGUACAUUUAACCCCGAGUUCGGGUUAGUCAAGCUUUACCGGCUGAAUCUCACCAAACCUGUCAACAACGCAUGGAAGCUGAUUUCCGCCAUGGAAAAAUAAAUAUAAGGUCAUUGCGAUUUUAUUCACAAUUCUUUUUUUUUCUUCAAAUCUCACAAUUCUGCAUGUGGUCAGGUGUCUAAAAAUUUGGAAACACGUAAUUGUGAGAUGUAACUGAAAAAAGUCAGAAUUACGAGAUUUAAACAAAUCUAAUAAUAAAGAUAGAAUUAUGCGAUGUGAACUCACAAUACUGACUUUUUUCUUAGAAUUGCGAGUUUAGUUCU